AUGCCUCCCUUCCUGAUGCAGAUGCCUCCUGCACUGACUUGGACACCUCCCAUCCUGAUGCAGAUGCCUCCUUCACUGACUUGGACGCCUCCCAUCCUGAUGCAGAUGCCUCCUUCACUUACUUGGAUGCCUCCCAUCCUGAUGCAGAUGCCUCCUGCACUGACUUGGACACCUCCCAUCCUGAUGCAGAUGCCUCCUUCACUGACUUGGACGCCUCCCAUCCUGAUGCAGAUGCCUCCUGCACUGAGUUGGACGCCUCCCAUCUUGAUGCAGAUGCCUCCUGCACUGAUUUGGACGCCUCCCACACUGAUGCAGAUGCCUGCUGCACUGACUUGGACAUCUCCCAUCCUGAUGCAGAUGCCUCCUGCACUGAUUUGGACGCCUCCCAUCCUGAUGCAGAUGCCUCCUGCACUGAGUUGGACACCUCCCAUCCAGAUGCAGAUGCCUCCUGCACUGACUUGGACGCCUCCCAUCCUGAUGCAGAUGCCUCCUUCACUGACUUGGACGCCUCCCAUCCUGAUGCAGAUGCCUCCUACACUGAGUUGGACGCCUCCCAUCCUGAUGCAGAUGCCUCCUGCACUGAGUUGGACACCUCCCAUCCUGAUGCAGAUGCCUCCUUCACUGACUUGGACGCCUCCCAUCCUGAUGCAGAUGCCUCCUGCACUGAGUUGGACACCUCCCAUCCUGAUGCAGAUGCCUCCUGCACUGAUUUGGACGCCUCCCAUACUGAUGCAGAUGCCUGCUGCACUGACUUGGACACCUCCCAUCCUGAUGCAGAUGCCUCCUGCACUGAGUUGGACGCCUCCCAUCCUGAUGCAGAUGCCUCCUGCACUGAGUUGGACACCUCCCAUCCUGAUGCAAAUGCCUCCUGCACUGACUUGGACGCCUCCCAUCCUCAUGCAGAUGCCUCCGUCACUGACUUGGACGCCUCCCAUCCUGAUGCAGAUGCCUCCUUCACUGACUUGGACGCCUCCCAUCCUGAUGCAGAUGCCUCCUGCACCAGCUUGGGUGCCUCCCACCUUGACGCAGAUGCCUUCUGUACUGACUUGGACACCUCCCAUACUGAUGCAGAUGCCUGCUGCACUGACUUGGACACCUCCCAUUCUGAUGCAGAUGCCUCCUGCACUGAGUUGGACGCCUCCCAUCCUGAUGCAGAUGCCUCCUGCACUGAGUAGGACACCUCCCAUCCUGAUGCAGAUGCCUCCUGCACUGACUUGGCCGCCUCCCAUCCUGAUGCAGAUGCCUCCUUCACUGACUUGGACGCCUCGCAUCCUGAUGCAGAUGCCUCCUUAA
Molecule: messenger RNA, 1293 nt
Organism: Schistocerca piceifrons (Central American locust)
Lineage: Eukaryota; Metazoa; Arthropoda; Insecta; Orthoptera; Acrididae
Product: proline-rich extensin-like protein EPR1
Exons: 1
Coding region: 1-1293 (430 amino acids)
Source: RefSeq, a predicted model, not a curated record